CGUUUCAUCCUAAGUGCAGAAAGUGCAAAUACAGAAAGUGCAGCCGAAUGAAUUGACAGCAAUUUCUAACCUAUUGCGGUCAUACGGCUCAUGUUCCAACACGAUACAACUUCCUUAUUUGCAAGUCUAAUAUUGUAUUAACAAUCUUUUAAACUUGAUAAAUAUGGCCCAGGCAUAUGACAGUUAUUACAACGAUUAUCACAAAAAUGCUGAAUUAGAACAGAAUCUAAAAUACAAGAAGAAGUACCGGAAACUCAAAAAGAUUGUGAAAAACACUGUAUUUGAAAAUGCAGCACUAUGUGAUCAAGUUGCACACAUGCAGGAGAAUCUGAUGCUGGUUAAAGAAGAGAGGCUGUUUCUUUUGCGCAAGCUGUGCCAGCAGCAAGGGGAAAUGGAGUCUAACUCCACGAUAGCCCGUUCACAGUCAAAUAAUGUGAAUUCACCGUCAUUUAAUCCAGAAUGCGCUACAACGAAGAAGACUGUAAAAAAGAGAGCACCUACGGAUGGAACAGAAUCGAAAAGUAAAACAAAAAGAUACAACAAAUCUGCCAGAAGAGUAGUGCAGUUGAUUCCACUAGACGUGCAUGGAAGGCCGAUAUUCCCCAUAGCUCUGGGAGAUCUCACAAUAUAUUCUCUUGGUGAAGUGGUGUCAGAUAGAAUCGCGUAUCAUACGGAAGAUCUUAUAUUUCCAGUAGGUUAUUGUAGUACAAGAGUCUAUGCCAAUUUAAGAGAUCCGAGAACAAAGAGCUUGUAUACCUGUAAAAUACUGGAUGGUGGUCCGAAACCCAGGUUUGAAAUAGUGUCUGAUAACGAUCUGGAUCAACCAUUGGUCGGAUCCAGUCCGGACGAGUGUCACACGAAACUGCUAGCAGCAAUAUCCCCGGCGCUUUGUUCAGUAGCACCUAAAGGCGCAGAUUUUUUCGGAAUUUCUCAUCCUACCAUACAAAAUCUGAUACAAAGCUCGCCAGGAACGCGUAAAUUGGUCAUGUACAAGCAACAACGUUUUGAGGUAAGCAAAAAUCACGUAAUCGACCGAGCUACAAGUCCGGUUACGGAAGUGGAGGCGGAUCCAGGGCUCGGUUUUGCGGCAUUACAUAGGCAUUAUGCUUUGCAUCCUUAUCGAGUGAAGGAAGAACCUUCGGAACAUGAUCUACUGGCACUGCAAGAUCUCCUUGCGUGAUCAUUAGUAUUAUAAACUGGAUAACAAACACAAUUUAUAUUGAAAUUAAAAAUAGAUAAGAAGUCGAAAUAUCUAAACUAAAAAGACGUCAAGUAUUAUAACUUACUAAUUUUUUUUACUUUGUGGAGCUAACAACUGUUAUUUAGCGUUUUUUUUUGUUGGACGUUAUAAUAAAUUUGUGACAAUUGUUAAUGCAAGCAAAAUACUUUUCAGUAAAUUUCAUAUGAUAUUUAUUUAAGUCAUAGUAUAUAAAAUGGUCGCGAAUGGUUACGACAAAUGUAAUAACCAUGAGCGCUUCUCUAACCACAGUAUACAAAUUGGAACAUUCUUAUUACAUAUAGCAUUGUUUAUCAUAUCACGAUGUUUUUAAUUCGUUCAUAUAAAUCGUUUAUCGGAUUUAUCGUAACUUGUAUACAUAUAAAUGAUAUGUAUAAUGUAUAUUUAAUUAGUAUCAACAAAUGUGUAAUUAAUUAAAAUAUUCCUGUUGGCGCUUAUAUAUUAACUUAAAAUUUUCUGAAAUUAAAAACAACUCUUUUGAAUAUAACACUCCUGAGGAAUUACUAUAAAUAUUACAUUCCUGAGGAAUGAAAUCAUAAUAUGUACAUGGUACAUCGAACAUCGAACACUGUACUAUAUAAAGAUAUAUGAUAUUUAUGAAUCUUAAUAUU
Messenger RNA from Ooceraea biroi (clonal raider ant), 1848 nucleotides. RefSeq names its product transforming growth factor beta regulator 1. The record is from RefSeq and is a predicted model, not a curated record. NCBI's taxonomy places the organism in Eukaryota, Metazoa, Arthropoda, Insecta, Hymenoptera, Formicidae. Gene Ontology annotation, biological process: regulation of cell cycle. Gene Ontology annotation, cellular component: nucleus.